AUGUUUGACGAGGCCCAGCGUAUCGGGCACCAGUUGCAGAUCGACUUCGAUCGCUACGACCGCCGACAGGAGAUUUUCCGCAAGAAGUUUGCAGCGGACACACGCAAGCAGCACCAAGGAAUCUGCGAUGGCGCCGUUACAAACAGCGCGACCUCGGUGAGCGUAGCUGCGCUAAUAGUUACCACCGACAAAGAGAAACACCCUGAAGUAUUUCGCGCACUUUCGAGCUUCUAUAACCCUUCAGACGCGGCCACUUAUGUGGUGUGCGAGCUGUGCUUCGGCUUCCGAAGCGCUACGACGGUCCAGCCGUUACCAACACCUUGGAUAGAGUACUGCGAUGAAACUACAGGGAAGCAUUAUUUCUACGACUCAAGCACUCGACACGUCCGAUGGCAUCCGCCACCAGCUACCGAUGCGCUUAGUGUGCUUGUGUUUGAGCGCACCAACUCGAUUUACACAGUUUGCCACUGUAUCCCAUCCAACGAGCGACGAAGGCGGCUUAUGCAGAAGUUCCGGGAACACACAACGCAGAUGGCAAGAGAAGAGGUCGAGAAGCGCGAUCGCCAUCUUCGCGGCGCCUUCAUUUCCCUUGCCAUGUCACUGGUCCCCUUCUCCGGCGAGCCAAAGCAGAUAUGA
This is a messenger RNA of Phytophthora infestans T30-4, 636 nucleotides long. RefSeq lists its product as uncharacterized. The coding region runs from base 1 to 636 and encodes 211 amino acids. The record is from RefSeq and is a predicted model, not a curated record. Gene Ontology annotation, molecular function: protein binding. The transcript has 2 exons. Lineage: Eukaryota; Oomycota; Peronosporomycetes; Peronosporales; Peronosporaceae.